Styela clava is the source of this 2802-nucleotide messenger RNA. Lineage: Eukaryota; Metazoa; Chordata; Ascidiacea; Stolidobranchia; Styelidae. The record is from RefSeq and is a predicted model, not a curated record.
AAGGGCUACAGUGUAGGAGCUGGAGUCGCAUUUUCACAAUUAUAAAAUUUGGCAUUGUUGGAUUUCGAUUUUAUGAAACCGCUUUACUACCACCAAAUAGUUGUAGCCUACCAUUUUCAGUUACUUUUUACGCUAAGCCUGAACCAGCGUUGCAGGUGUCGCCACAUGAAGACCUAUCGAGGCCCCCCGCGACUCCGUUCGCACAAUUAACGUCAACUAAUUUUUUUUGCACUAUUUUUUGGCUAGCUUGGUCACGUAUGGGUCUAUGUUACGGAACUGUUUAUGAACGCAGGCAGAAGCGGUGUCAUAACGUCUUUAUGUAUAAAUUCAGAUACCGAGAAACUAUAUCUUAGAGGUGACAGUAAAAUGGAGGUCAGUUCUGACAGUGAGAUGGACUCCAUCGAAAACUCACUUCUUAGUCGAUUUCAAGCAAUGGGAACCACAGAUAAGGAUGUUCUGAUUUCUCAGUUUCAAAGCCUUUUAGGAUUUCAGUUAAAUCCCGCUGGAUGUGCAUUUUUUCUUGACAUGACGAACUGGAAUUUGCAGUCCGCAAUUGGAGCAUAUUAUGAUUUUGAAGGUGCUCCGCAAAGUAAGUUGCCAUCAAUGACAUUUAUACUUGAUGUUACAGUCGGUGAGGGCGAGUCCGUACCUCCAAAUACAACAUUUGUUAAAACAUGGCGAGUGCAAAAUUCCGGGAAAGAGGAAUGGCCACCGGGGUGUAGUCUUCGAUUUUUAGGCGGAGAAAAAAUGGGAACAAUUGAUUCAGUUUCAGUUCCAACAGUACCUGCCGGACAAACAACAGACAUUUCAAUUAAUUUAAGAAGUCCGGUGGAACCCGGUGUAUAUCAAGGGAGAUGGAGAAUGUAUAACACCACAGGGACUCCUUUUGGUGAUAUUAUAUGGGUCAUAAUAUCAGUUAAACAAGAUGGACUUCUGGACAUCACACAACAAAUUUCAAGAGUUAGCUGUGACUUUGGGGAGGGUGCUUCGGUUGGGAAGAAUGACCAAUUUUCAUCUCAAAAUAUGAAUUCGAUGGAAACCUCACCAGAAGAUGACAUGGCUUGUGAUGAUCCUCUGAAUGGAUUAGACUAUUACAAUGCAAAAUUAAGCCUAAAAACAUUAUGUCAUGCGAAAGCGCUCCUAACAAGUAAAACUAAUCAAUAUUAUGGUGCCACCAAGGUAUAACAACUUUGAUCAUAAACUUUUUUAUAUAAUUAAUAUUUAUUUAAUUUAUUCGGAUCCUUCCACUGCAACAUCUUGGUUGUGUACAGUUAAUUGUAAAAGUAAUGUUUAUUUAAUGUUUUUGUUUUGUAUAUUUUUUCAUAACCAGUUUGUGACUAGGAUUUGGAUGCUGGACUAUUUUUUUCGGGAUAUCUUGCAACCCUGCAUUCAUCAGUACUUUUUUUUAUGUUGUCUGCUAUUUGUAUAAAACCCCAUUAUUUGUAUUACUGGUAGUUCUCCAUCUGUCAAAUCAUCACACAAACGCUGAUGUGAACUCAUUUAACGAGGGUGCAAAAUUCACAAAUAUUACAAUGCUCUACAAUCCACACCCUCACUCUUUGAUUUAAACUUGAAUAUAAUAAUCCAUAUGAAAUUGUAAAGGAUGCUAUUUGUUGUGCUUAAUUUUAUUAAAGGAUCAUAUUAAAAGUCAGUUUCUCUGUUUGUCACAACUACUCUAACACGCAAGUUAUAACUAGGAGUGUGCAUGUCUUUUACUCUGUUUUGUAAAAGUUAAAUAUAUUCUGAUUUAAUAAGGGAGAUUAAAUUUACUUUUUUACUCGAGGCUAACCCCAUAUGACAACUCACGUGACCAGUUCAAAUUUGCUUGUUGCUGCUUUUUUGUUAUGCUUUCACAUCUUCAAGUUUUCAAAUGCAUGGAUUUAAAUGAUGGAACUAUAACAACCAACCUAUGUGGAUUCGAAAAUUGUUUCAAAUUGAAACAAAAUAUAGGCUUCCUGCCCAUAAUCUAUGUUGGUUUUUAAAUUCAUAGCAGAGUGGUGCUGUUUGAUGAGUCCAUUUCCUUUUCUAUAUUGGCCCGAUCUAAAAAGCGGUAGGCAAAAUCAAGUGCUCUGUUCGUUUCCUCUUGAUAAUCAUCAUAUAUUGAAGUUUGGUGCACAUGGAAUUCAUAACUUACCUUUUCUGUCCUCGACCAUAUUCUUGGUAACAUUGUGGUACCCAAAUUAAAAACUGAAAAUUUGUGUUGUGUUGUUUGAUUGGUAAUAUAUUUGUAGGACUUGAUUGGCAAUGUGCAAUUUUUCAUUUCAAGAGAUUUAUGAUGUGACACUGGAACUCCAUUAAUAAAUCUAACAUUUCUUUGUGAAUAUUUUUAUCAAAUUUUAGAAGCUAUUGUAAAUUUAUAUUUUUAGACAUAUUGAAGUAUGUUUAGCAUAAAUUUAUUAGAUAUUUUAUCUAAUUGGUUUCAAACAAUAAAUGAAGUCUGCAUGAACAACUUAUUUUCAAAUCAAAAUGCGGUUUUUGACGUAUUGAAAACUAGAUUUGUGAUAUCUAUAUUUACCAUUUGAAUUUCCUAUAUACAACCAUUUUGAAAGAACAUUUUAAACUGGAUAUGUUUCACUGUCCUGUGAAUUGCUGAGCUAUGGGAUUUUCUACUUGUUUAGUACCUAUGGGCUUUAACCCAUAAAUUUCUUGUGAUAGGUUCUUAGUAUUUUCUUGCACAGUUGUUUUACCGAUUCCAUACUGGUAUAUCAAAUUUUGGUCUAGCCUUGUAUUCUUGACACCAUAAUAUUCGCAAAUUUCUACAAUGUCUGAAAAAUAUAUAAUUACAAGCAUUUCACUCUUUUG